AUGAAAGCUUCAGUUUAUAUUCUAGCUCUCUCUCUUUGCUUCACAUUGGCGAAUGGAGUUCUCUAUGUGAAUCCAGGAAAUCCUCAUAACUUUCCCACCAUUCAAUCUGCCAUUGAUGCCGUGCCUUCGGAUAACAGUCAAUGGAUUGAAAUCUCGAUCAAAGAAGGCAUCUAUAAUGAAAAAGUAACAAUCCCUUCUGACAAGCCAUUCAUCUAUUUGAAAGGAGACGGCGUGGGAAGAACUACGGUUACUUGGGGUGACAAUGGCACGAUAGAAACUAGUCCGACUAUUAGUUUUCUGGCUGAUAAUACUCUCGUGUCUGGGAUAAAAUUUGUGAAUUCUUUCAAUUAUCCUCCCAAGAAUAAUAACCCGUCGUGGGCAGUAGCAGCAAGGAUUGCGGGUGAUAAAUUGGCCUUUUAUCAGUGUAGUUUCUUGGGAUUCCAGGACACACUGUAUGACGAGAGAGGUAGGCACUACUUUAACCAAUGUACCAUCGAGGGAGCCGUUGAUUUCAUCUUUGGUAAUGGUCAAUCAAUUUAUGAACAAUGUCGCAUAUUGCUAAAUACACCAGAAAUAGGCUACAUAGCUGCUCACGGAAGAUAUGAUCCAAAUGAUUCAAGUGGAUUUGUAUUUAAGAAGUGUAGAGUAAUCAGAAAAUCUGAAGGAAAGACAUAUCUAGGAAGAGCAUGGAAAGAAUAUUCGAGAGUUAUUUUUUACAAGUCACUUAUGGCCAACAAUAUCCUUCCCGAAGGAUGGGAUUCUUGGGAUAAAGAUGUAAAAAAUUUAACCUUCGUUGAGCAUCAUUGUUAUGGACCAGGAUACGACACGUCAAAACGGGUCAACUGGGUAAAAACUCUAAGACCAAAUGAGUUGAUGGCAUUCGUAGACAUUUCCUACAUUGAUAGCGAAAGGUGGAUUGGACAGCAACCAACUGUUCAUUAA
Molecule: messenger RNA, 942 nt
Organism: Olea europaea var. sylvestris
Lineage: Eukaryota; Viridiplantae; Streptophyta; Magnoliopsida; Lamiales; Oleaceae
Product: probable pectinesterase 29
Exons: 1
Coding region: 1-942 (313 amino acids)
Biological process (GO): cell wall modification
Molecular function (GO): pectinesterase activity
Source: RefSeq, a predicted model, not a curated record